This is a messenger RNA of Aspergillus tubingensis, 2364 nucleotides long. Its product is annotated as ankyrin repeat protein. Gene Ontology annotation, cellular component: membrane. Lineage: Eukaryota; Fungi; Ascomycota; Eurotiomycetes; Eurotiales; Aspergillaceae. The record is from RefSeq and is a predicted model, not a curated record. The transcript has 7 exons. Bases 1 to 2364 code for a protein of 787 amino acids. Gene Ontology annotation, biological process: metal ion transport; transmembrane transport. Gene Ontology annotation, molecular function: protein binding; metal ion transmembrane transporter activity.
AUGGAGAAGUCUCCUGCAGCCAUCUACUUGGAAUUGGACGAUGACCGUAUUGACCAGCUUAUGCGGGCCGCCCACCGAGGCUUGCUUCCCGAGGUUCAAUCCCUCCUCUAUGGCGUUUCCCCCAACGUCCAAGACCAGACCGGUCGGACGGCCUUCUCCUGGGCCGCAUCCUGUGAUCUCUCACAGGUCCAGUCCUUAGAAGAGCAGAAGCGUUGCGAUAUUCUGUUGCAGUAUCUCCUGGACAGAGGUGCCAAUCCCGACCUUGGUGACCACCAUGGCGAAACACCUCUCCAUUGGGCCGUGAAAUGUGGGAAUCGCGAUAUGGUAGACCUCCUUCUGAAGAAGGGAGUGUCUUCCGAUAUCGCAGACUCCCGUGGUCGUACGCCGCUAUCACGUGCAGCGGGACAAGGACUCUGCACCAUCGUGGAGUUAUUGCUAUCCACUGGCAGAGCGGAUCCAGAUAGCAAGGACAGCCGGGGCCGGACUCCGCUAUCAUGGGCUGCCGAAAAUUGGCACUUGGAUACCGUGCGCACACUGGUUGCGCACGGUGCUAGCGCCGAUAUCCACGACCACGAGGGGCAGAUUCCACUCUGGUGGGUCAUCAGUAACCACAAUAAGAGACGAGAGUCAAACGGGCAGCAUCCUGAGGACUUUCAGCAGUGGCUCGCCGCUCUCGGACCGACGCAUGGUGUGGAGCCAAUGACCAAGGCCCGACGAACCUUUUUAGCCUGGGCGAGUGAACGCGGUGACACGGCGCUUGUACAAGAGCUGCUGAAGACGACCUGGGCAGACCCUAAUUCUAUUGAUCGUUACAGGAAGACCCCACUGGUGUACGCGCUUGAAUGGAGUCACUACGAGAUAGCGGAUAUGCUGAUGUCUGGCUCCGGGGAUGACAGAGAUCGUAAGCACGAUAUUGUGUCGCUAAAGCUGAUGGUUCAAGAGAGCCGAGCUCGAUUGCUGAAACCGUUCCUGGAGCGGUACAAGCCAGAUCUGAGCAACGAGGAUGAGUCGAGCCCAAUUCCUCUGAUGAGAUGGGCGCUACAGCAGGCCGAUCGCUCGACGGUGGCCAUUCUUCUAGAACACAAGGCUGGAGUAGAUGGGCUGGAGAACGGGGACUGGUUUGGUCCUUGCAGCGUGGCUGGAACACCAGCAAAUUUACUGUUGGCUCACACCCGGACCGAUGGUGCCUCAAUUCCUGUGAUGGAUAUGACCAUUCCAGAUGGUGAUCGUGCGGCGUUAACAGCAUUGUUAAGCCAUCGGAGGCAGAUGAUGACGCUUGACGAUGGCUACGAUGGGAGAUAUGGCCGUGGGCUGAAAUCCAGUGUCGCAGUGGAUAUUGUGGUCUACAGGGAUGGACGGCGUGCGGCGCGUUGGAUCAAUGACGAUACUUUGUACCAAGACAUAAAGGCAAUGCCAAAGACGGCAGACGAGACACAUCUUCUACUCUUCCGGGAAAAUCAUUAUUGGAACACAUAUUGCCAACUAACCGAUACGCCAAACGAGCUGCAAUUUUCUCUCGGAAAUAAAAGUCCCUGUCGAACGUUCUCACUGUUUGUCCGCCUGGACAUGAAGAUCGGGACCUCCUUUACCGACGACCAAGACGACGACCGCAAGGUCCGCAUCAUCGAAUGGGCCGUUCUGGAAGCGCCCCAGAAGACUAUCCACUACUUCAGCAACCUGUCAUACGGAUGGAUCCCCGAGAGUGACCUGGAGCUGGUGCAGCUGUUUAUGCAAACAUGGCGGGACGACUGGAUCGCGUUUUGCCGGGAGGCUCGGCGGUACUUGGGACGGCUGCGAACACAUCAAUUGACUGCCCGAGGCAAAGAUGACCGCCUUAUUGACUCCAUCGCGGAAAGCAUGCAGCAAUGGACGCAAGUUCAAGCAUCAUUGGCCGAGCAGCUUAGCCAGGCUAGGUAUUUUGUCACGCAGUACCAGCGGUUCAGCGAGACGCGCAAGUUCAGUGAAAAGAUGCAGAGUAUGAUAGAUGGGUUAGACAAAGAGAUAUCAGGACAGAUUGAUAAGCUAGAGCAGACGGUGCGCGAUUUGCUGCAAAUUGAAUUUGCGUGGGUGUCAAUCAAUGAGGCGCACCGGUCGACUAGCUUGGCGACGAGCAUGAAACGGCUCAGUUGGAUUACGUUCAUUUUUCUUCCCUUGACAUUUGCGUCGAGUUUAUUCGGCAUGAACGUGGAUAUACUCAGCGACAACCCUUCAUGGCGCUGGUAUCCUCUCAUUGGAGGAGUUCUACUGCUAUUGACGGUGGCAGUAUGGCUGUCGAGCAAGUUUACGAAUAUUGAGCGAUGGGUAGAGGAUCAAGCGGAGCAGCUUAUCAACGGACGUCAGAAGAAAGAGACACUCGUGUGGUGA